AUGCAUCAUCCUUUCAUGGUAGGACCUCGCCAGGCGAUCGUCGGCACGAGCAGCAUCACCCAUGCACGCUCGUCGCCGUCUUCCCCGACGCAUCCAUUCGACACUGUGGGCGCGACACUGAGUAAAUCCGGUUACGGGCGACCCAUCUACGCCUCUCAGCAGACUCGGGCGUGUUACCCCUAUCCUUUGUCACCCCUACCGGCCGCAGGAGCCAGCGAAGGCGUUCUCCAGGCAGCCCGGUUGAUUCUUCCUCGGCACAUCGGGGACCGAAAGCAUGAAGAGGUUGGCAAUUACGCGAAGACGAAGAGGACAAUCGACGUUCGAAUCCGCUCCUUUACGGAUAGAGGGUGUCCACUUCCACGACGAUGGCUUUCGUACAUCCACCAGCCGCUUCUCCCGCGCAUCAGGCUGUCUCGUGGUGGAAACCGGGACGUGAAGAACGCUCAAGGCGCUCGUGCAUCACCGCACUCCGUACUGCAGCCACUCUUGAAUCUCUCGCCACUUCAUCUCGCACACGAAGUCAACAGGAAAGACAAGAGUUCUCUACUCAAACGUACGCCUAUUAUCUUGCCUUAUUGUACGUACUCGGUACACAUGCCCCUUGUCGAGCCCGACUUUGACUGUCGGACAGCGAACGCGCCGUUUGAGUUGAUUGCGGACGAAUAUCCCUUGUAUUGGAUAGUCCGAGUCAAAAGGAUGUCUUUCUACAUUUACGACCCCUCCCUCCUGUUUGUUGGCGAUGAUUCCGAAUCUCACGAGGGACACCCGACUGCCAGUGUCGCCAUAUCCUCCAACGACCUUCCAGAUUCCAAGGCAAACAGCGUGUGCGGCGAGACGCCUACGCUCGCCGACGACUUAGAGGCAGACUCGUACUUCGACUGGAAUGCCUACGAGUCAUCGACGACGACAGGGCAAGGCGACAGCAGAGGCAAAAGCAGCAGCGGCGGUGAGCGCACGCCGUCUCGACACAGCGGCGCGACUGGCGGCACCUCAGACCUAGGCGACAUCUGGAUCGACCGUCGUACCUCCGUCAACCUGUAG
Molecule: messenger RNA, 1041 nt
Organism: Fomitopsis serialis
Lineage: Eukaryota; Fungi; Basidiomycota; Agaricomycetes; Polyporales; Fomitopsidaceae
Exons: 11
Coding region: 1-1041 (346 amino acids)
Source: RefSeq, a predicted model, not a curated record